Neopelma chrysocephalum (saffron-crested tyrant-manakin) is the source of this 4074-nucleotide messenger RNA. RefSeq names its product neuropeptide Y receptor Y5 (gene NPY5R). Gene Ontology annotation, molecular function: neuropeptide Y receptor activity; neuropeptide binding. Bases 2358 to 3677 code for a protein of 439 amino acids. Gene Ontology annotation, cellular component: plasma membrane; neuron projection. The transcript has 2 exons. Lineage: Eukaryota; Metazoa; Chordata; Aves; Passeriformes; Pipridae. The record is from RefSeq and is a predicted model, not a curated record. Gene Ontology annotation, biological process: G protein-coupled receptor signaling pathway.
UCCUUCUCUCUUAUUAGUCUUUCUCUCAGGUGAUUAGUAACUAAGAUUUGGAGAGAUCCAGCUCUUGAAUAAUGUUUCAUUUCCCUUUCUUAAAUAACUCUUGAUAUGGUUCAAACCUGCUAUCAGGCAGUGGGAUGUUCCAUUAGUAAAGCUCUUUUAAUCUGUGCGAGAUAUAAACUGGAAAAGGAAGGUGUCCAAGCAAAAAGAAAAUUGCCCAGAAUGACACUAAUGGCUUUUCUUUAUUAACUCUUCAGUUAUGCAAAGUUUUUUCCUACAUACUUCUCAGCUAAGUGUGUAGUGUUGUGGAACAAAGAUAAUAGAAUGUUCACUCUGAAAAUAUUAGGCAGGUAAUGUUUCAUAUUGAAAUGCAACAUAGAGUUGAAAUGGCUUUCAUCAGUCAAAAGAGAGUGUGCAGAUUAGAGAUGGCCUGCACACGCUGAAAUCUGCAAAAUCAUCAGUCAGCAAAAUCCACCAUUCCUUCAUGCUGAACAAAGAGAAAAAAAAUGAUACAAGUGUGACAUAACAGGGACAUAAUGCCAUAAGCCUGAGGCACGGAAAUGUAUCUUUAUCCAGGGCAAAGCUCUGUGAGGGGUUCCUCAGACAAAAGUUAUGUAGAGUCAUACUUAGGGAAAAGAAAGAAAUUUCAGCAGAUUUUGAAAGUCAUUGUGGUAUGCAGAUCAUACUGGUUUUGGUUGGUUAGUAGCAACUCAGAGAAAUUAGCUCAGAAAAAAUAAAAAACUUUCCUUCAUUAGCUAAUAUUUGUAUAAAGAGAAGCCCACCAAAAUGAAAAUUUCUGAUAAUAUCAACAUAGAGAGAUUAGAUCACUUACAGAACCUCUAAUCUGCUUCUUUAAAGUUGGUCUAGAGGCAAAGGUAGUCUCAGAUCGCAUUGUUUGUCUGUUAUAUGAUUUCUCACCAUUUCAUUAAAGACUGGGAAAAAUUGAAUAGAAAUAAUAUGCAUUAGUGCUGCUCUGCUUGUAUGCACACAAUUAUAAAAUUUAGGUUAUCUAAAUUCACAUAUCCAGUUCUUACUUCUAUUUUAGCUAUUUUUAAGCACUUUAAGAUUGAGAGAAGCUGGCAAGUCUGACUUUUCACCUCUUUCCAACACAUUACUUGUAAGAUUUUUUUUUUUAAAUAAGUAUUCCUACUUUUACAUGAGGAACCUUCCCAUCACAACAUACUAUCAGUGAAUAUUCUGAGGUUGUUUUAAGGUUUGAGCUUCCCUUUGGUACAUGACAGUAGGAGCACACGUGAUGUGAAGGAAGGAACACGUCUGCAUGUGUAGAGGAAGCUGAGUAAUACUAUUGCACUUCGAAGAAGUCAGCACCAUACAGCUCACGGAGGAGCCUUGAAGAGCCCUGCCUUUUUUAGGUGACAGAUUGAGCCUUCUGCUCAAUUUAUAUAUGCUUUGUAUUGUUUAGAUAUUCCUGUUUUCUCUUAUAUAAGAUUCCUAAACAUUAAGCAAUUUUGUACAGGGCACUGGCGCUCUGGAGAACUUUGAAACUUUAGUACGUGCUGGUGUUUAAGGUAAACUGAAGAUUGGACUAAAUUCUCAUGUCUGUUUGUUCUAAAAUGAAGACUAAUAAAUGAAGAUUCUGUAGGCAGAAUAACUUUGUGCUGAGUUAGGUUUUAAUGUUAGAUGUUUCUGUGCUGAAUAAUUAGUGGUUCACUGAAUUUUCAAAUGGCUGUGUGGGGUUUGCUUCCAGUUAACACUGUCCUCUUUGUAUUACGUCCAGUUACUUUAGAUGUUUUGUAGGCAGUUUUCCUUUCUGCUUGAGCACCAGUUAAAAUAUGUUCAACACUUAAUAGAAAAUGGUUUCUGUAUACACCACAUUAGGAAUUCCAUCUUGGAUCAUUGACAGUGGAUUUCCUGAUCAUUUUUGAAAGCUCUCACUUAUUUUGUGUUAGUUCUCUACUAGCAAGGUAAGAAAUGCUAGUGUAGUCAUUAGCAUAUGUAUUUUCAGGUGCCUUCAUUAUAAUUUGCUGUGAUACAAUGAUUAGGCAUGUGCCCAGAUGGUGACUGUCAUUUCCUUACCCAUAUCGAUGGGCUGUUAUCCACAUGAGUAAUCUCACCAACUCAAGAUGAAUUGCUUUUGUAGCUAACUGUUCCCUCAUGGAAAGUCUGACAAUAUAGUCUAUAGCAAAGCAUAGUUAAAAGCCGGCAUCAUAAUGCAGAACCUUAAAUUGCCAUUCUCCCAUGUGAGCACCCGGGUAGGAGGCCAAGGCGUGCUGAACACUACAUGGUAAAACCUACGUAACUAAUUCAUGUUGACCUGCAGUUAUACAGGAUCUGCCUCACAGUAGACUAACACGACUAGUAAUUUAUUUGCAUUGAGGUGACACUAGCAGGACUGUAAAAUGGAUUUAGGAUUAAAAGACCGUAACAACAGGAACACCUCUGCUACUACAAAGAAUUUUUCUGCCUGGGAAGACUAUAAGAGUAGUGUUGAUGACAUACAGUACUUUCUUAUUGGGCUGUACACACUUAUAAGUCUGGCUGGCUUUAUGGGAAAUCUGCUUAUACUAAUGGCCCUACUGAAGUGCAAGCAGAAGACAAUAAUAAACAUUCUCAUAGGUAACUUGGCCUUUUCUGACAUCUUGGUUGUGCUAUUCUGUUCGCCUUUCACACUGACAUCCGUCCUGCUUGACCAGUGGAUGUUUGGCACUGUCAUGUGCCAUGUAAUGCCCUUCCUCCAAUGCGCAUCAGUUCUAGUUUCAACUUUGAUGUUAAUAUCUAUUGCUGCAGUCAGGUACCGUAUGAUAAAAUAUCCCCUUUCUAGCAAUCUAACAGCAAAACAAGGCUAUUUCUUAAUAGUGGCCAUUUGGGCCUUCGGCUUCACAAUUUGCUCCCCUCUUCCAGUUUUCCACAAAAUUGUAGACCUCAGCAAAACUCUGAAUUUAGAGGCACUGGAGAACAGACUCUUGUGUAUCGAGUCAUGGCCUUCCGAUUCCUACAGAAUUGCCUUUACAAUAGCCUUACUGUUUAUGCAGUACAUACUGCCGCUGGCAUGUUUAACUGCUAGUCACACGAGCGUCUGCAGGAGCAUAGGCUCUAGACUGUCAAACAAGGAAAACAAGUUUGAAGAAAAGGAGAUGAUAAACCUAGCUCUUCAUCCCUCUAAGAGCACUAGCACACAGGUGCAGUCCUCUGGGCACUCCAGGUGGAGCUGUGCCUUUGGCAGAAAGCACCACAGAAGAUACAGCAGGAAGACUUCAAGUGUGAUGCCAGCUAUUUCAAGGCAUCAUCAGGAUACUCAUUCAAGAGAUCUCCCAGAAACCUCUGGCACAGAAAAAAGUCAGCUCUUUUCCUCCAGUAAAUUCAUCCCUGGGAUUCCUAUCUGUUUUGAGAUGAAACCAGAAGAAAAUACAGAGAUCCAGGACAUGAUUACUGUAUCCCGAUCCAUUGUCAGAAUUAAGACAAGAUCAAGGAGAGUUUUUUGCAGACUGACAGUGCUAAUCCUAGUUUUUGGUUUCAGUUGGAUGCCUCUUCACCUUUUCCACAUUGUGACAGAUUUUAAUGCCACUCUCAUUUCUAACAGACAUUUUAAAUUAGUAUAUUGCAUAUGCCAUUUAUUGGGUAUGAUGUCCUGCUGCUUGAAUCCCAUCCUCUAUGGGUUUCUUAACAACAGCAUAAAAGCUGAUUUAAUGUCCCUUAUCCCAUGCUGCCAAAUACUAUGAUUUUAUGUGCCCCAAGAUAAAGUAAAACAAACAAGUAUGGCUUUCAAGCCUACUGGUGUGCAUAGCUGUAAAAGAUAAAUUAGUUCAGUUUAGUUAGUCUGACUUGGAUAUGAUUAGUAGCAUUUUGUGUGAAUGGAUAGUUCUGUGGCUGCAUGUAUCUCUUGCAUUGGGCAGAAUUAUAUACAUAUGUUAUAACAUUUCUCUAUCUGUUACACAUAGGAAACCAUGCCCAGUGUACAAAACCGGAAUACCAUUUUCAUUACCUGAAAUGUUGGCAAUCUGUACUUUGGAAUUAUACAGAAUAUAUAAUGAAUAAUAAAUGUAAGACAGACUACCGAGACAUAUCAGUAUUAACUGUCACAAGACUAUAAUAAAAUACAUAUAAUUUACUAAAUAA